CCAAAUCGAAUAUAUCUUAUUUUCCUUAUCGUAACGCAAAUAACAGCGAGCUGGGUUACGCUGGGUAUUCCCUUUGGAAUUCACAGUAUAAUGUGGACCCGGGUAAGGGCGAUAAAAAAAUAUUGCAUGAUUUCUCAACGACGUGCGAAGAAUGAGUAAUAUCAAUCGUGAUAUCAUAGGACUUCAUUGUUUGCAUCAUUAAUUCAGUGAUUAUUGCCAUCUUCAAUUUAUUUCUUCGUUUGUUUUUCAAGAACGAUGUUAUUACGUUGUGCGGCAUUAUUUUUGUUUCUAAAUGUUGUGAGGACAUCAGAGGUUGCUGGUUUGAGUAAGGAUUUUGUUAGUGAUGUUAACGCGAGAUACUCGUUGUGGCCGUCAAUUCAUCAUGGAAUUAGAUUGAUGACGAUACGUAAGCGCGAGGUGGAGGCGCAAACGACAUUGCACCCUGAAGUACCCGCUGGCCUAGCUGUGGCGCUGGUUAAUUCAGAUAUUGGAAUCCAGGGCGCUAGUGAAGGGCAAUCUGGUGCCCAGAGUGAAGCUAAGAUUGCUGUGAUUCCUGUUCUGCCCCCUCAGUCUACUGAUAAGCCUCAGUCUCCUGAUAUUGUCUCUGAAUCGUCUCUGUUGGUGAAACCUUCUGUGUCUCCAAGUAAUGUAACCAAAAAUGAUAAGGAUGGACAAAAAGCUGCAAUUUUGGAUAACAAAACAGUGCACAAACCUGAUAAGGCAAACACAACAAGUGAUAAUUCAACCAGUAUAGUUGAUGAUAAAACAAAAGUACAUAACACAACAGCUACAGAACCACCUAAAAUCAACUUAAGUGACCCUGGAGUCAUCAAAAGGGCUGCUAUAGUGUUUGGUGGAUUUGCUCUGCUGGCAAUGGCUUACUACUUCAUAAUAUACAGGAAAAAAGCCAACACCAGUGAUGCUAAAAAUACACACAGCUCAAUUGAUCCAAAUCAAUUCCGCUAUGGUGUUCUACAAUCAGAAGACAACAGAAGUAACAUGGAGCUAUCCAGGGUGCCGUUAACAAUGGAAUCAGAUGAGGAUGACGAUGAAGACUUGGAAAUAUUUGAUCUAGGGCAGAAGAAAAAGUCACUAUCAUAUAUCAACUUAGAACAACAUGAUGAAGAUAUUGUCUUAAAUGACUCAAGAAGUAUAGAUAUGGAGAAUCUCCUUGUGGACAUUGAUGAUACGAAUACGGACACUCUGAUUAACUGGUCAGGCAAUGGUAGUAAGUCAGUAUUAUAAUAAGUGUCUAUAUAGUAUGCUCUGAAAGAUUUAUUUUAUUAUUUUAUUGAUUUAUUCAUAUAAAAUAUGUGUAAAAUACUUAGAAAAGGUUACUGGGAAUUAAAUUCCAAUUAGGGACAAAACGCAAAUUUUAUAUGAAUCAACACGAAAAAUGUUGCAUUUAAGAGGAUCUUAUGGAUAAAUUGUUUAUGGUUGUAAUUAGACAGGAACUAACUGUAUGUCUAAUAAUUUGAAUAUGUUUAAGCGCCUAACUGCUGAGCAGAGGCCUCUUGUAAAGGGAAUAACAACCUUAUAAUUUGUAACAUAGGGUAUAAUGUUGAAUGAUUGUGUAGAUAAUGUUCAAUCUGCUGCUUAUUGCAUCAAGGCCAUGGCUUUGAAAUCUAAUGAGACUCAAUAAGUGUCUUGCAUGCCGUAGCAGCAAAUUAUUUGGUGGCAUCAGUACAAUAGUUUCAAGAUUGUUCGUAUUUAGUCAUACUUGAUAACAACGCGUGUAAUUAGCCGGAUUUUGCUUCGUCGUAUUCAUGACCUUGUAUUCACUUUGAGGAUAUUAUGUCUAUGUUUACCUCGUUUCGCGUGAAAUGAAGGAAACUUGGCGUCGUUUUUCAUAAAACUCGUUGCUAAGGAAGCAUUCUACACUGCCCAUAGUUAGUAAUAUCAGUAUGCCUAACAAGAUAUGCUAAAUAACAUAUAUUUUCGAUCAAAAGCGUAUUAAAAACAUGAGGUGGCAUAAAUAUCGUUUCUGCCUUUAUACAUAUGAACAUACUAGGGACAGUGGUGGGCUAUUGCAUUUAUAUUCACUAUUUGCUUAUUCUAGUACUGAACACAUAAGUGAAAAUACUGGUGUUUUAGUAGAUUAUUAAUAAUAGAUAAGAUGGUGUUAAAAAGCUGGACCGACUCUGCAUAAGUUUAUCUAAUACCAACUCGAAAGCAUCAUUUGGCCCUUAGGGUGGUAUUCCAACGGUCCAAUGUGUAUUUCGUCUCACAUUUUGCUUAAUGAGAGAGUGAGAUGCAAUGACAUUAGACCAAUAUAUUGGACAGAUGUAAUACCACCCUUAGGCCUGUCUGUCAAUGCUUCAGUGCACCAGAACCAAAUGUUAAGGUUGUGUUCUAAAAUUUCUAAAUAUGUUAAUUUAUUGGCGUGGAAAGAAGCUGAGACGUGUUGAUAAGUGAUUGUGGAUCUCAGCUCGUUGGUUUUUUAAAGUUACAUGGUUUUAAUAUAAGAUUAUUUAUUUCUUAAAGUUCAAACCAGACAGCUUCUGAUAGGAAAUAAUAAUAAGACUGUUCACCCUCAGUCACACAAUGCUUGAUGCAAUUUUGCGCUCGAUAAAUUAAGCGAUCGAAGCUAUCACCACGAAAAUAUUCGAUCCUUCAUUCGUCUAUUUGCCUCCCUGUCGUUCAAGCGCUAGAGGUAGAGGUCCGCGGAGAAACAAACAGACGAACAUACGAUGUUGAUCUGGUGACAUAUCGACCUUACGAUAUAUUAUUGUUAUGCGGAGUGAAUGCAAGUUGAUAUUGCUAAGCUCCCUCCGAGUUUCGUUACAUAAAUUUCAUAUUGAACCUAUUAGGUUUGUUAUUACAUUAAAAAGUGAUAAACAUUAGAUUUUCGUGACGAAGUAUUGUUUUUUUUUGGAAGUUACUACAGUUGAAUGUGAUUAUUUCAAUAAACUGUGGAACAAAGUUAUUAUCGCAUUUAACCUGUUUACUUUUUUAUUGAUUAACGGGUACUUGGCUAUCACUUGAUAGACUCUUAGAAACGUCAUGAUUUUUAAAACAAAUAAUUUUAGACACCUAUGUCUACCUACCAACUCAAAUCCCUUUAUCUGGAGUUUGCCCCGCGGUUCUAAAGUAAGAAAAAUGCACAUACUAUUAGUGAUAAUACUUAUAAUACAUACUACCUAAAUACCUACUUAAAAUUCAAUAAAAAAAUAUUUUUAAUCUAAAUGUGACGUUCUCAAUCAAAAGGUACCACAUUGUCGCUAGCCAUAAGGACGCUCUGAGAGGUUAUUGGUAUAAAGAUACAAGCACAUUUUCUUUAUGGUGAGCGACAAAGUGGUACCUUUUGAUUGAGAACGUCACAAAUUAUUUUUAUGGUAUAAUGGAUAUGCCUAUAAUUGGGCCUAAGUUAUCUUGGGUAAACUACCCAAUGGUUGGCCUUCCUAGGACUAUCCUCUAUUUUUAUUAGAAAGCCACGAUUGCUGCCUUGAAAUAAGGUUAAAGGUGAAACAUUUGUUUUGUAUAGUUUACCGUAAUUACUGUAACAUUAUUGUUGAAGGUUGUUGAAGGUCUAAGCAUUAGUUAAGUUACACAGGUAGUACAACAAUUUUAACUUAGAGCAAAAUGAAACUUACCAUUUUAAAUGCAGUUUCUAAUUCUAUAAGUACAUUAGGUACCUAACUACCUACACAUGUAAGAUGAAACUGUAAAGGCUAAUUUGCUGUGUUCCCUAUGUUUGCAUAUUAUUGAUUAAAUACCAUUGCUUGUGCACCGAAUAAGUGUGUACUUUUGUAUGAAUACCAAAUUAUAAUUAUUUUGUAAAUUUUAUCUUUUAGAUAUUGCCUUGUUUGGUUAUUUUUUCUAAAUGUUUAAAGGUGCCAUGUGCCAUUAUAAUAAAAAAAAAAACGCGAUUUAUUGUGAAACGCACGCCCCUAACUCUCAGUUAACUCUUUAUAAUCCUUGAUACGAGUUGUUCUGUUGUGCAUUACUUGUGUACAUGCGACAUUAAUAAAGUUGAACUAGUUUAGUAGCCUUUUGGACGCCAAUGACUGAUAUAUACGCACCGCAGGUCCAACGUCCAACGCCAACGACCGAUUAAUCGGUCACAGACCACAGAGCAACAUAGACUUACGUGCCUACUAUAUGCAUAAAGUUCAAAUUCAGUUUGGACACUUCGGUGACGUGGCGUCCGAGUGACAGCUUUUGUGUUUGACACGGCGUCGAAAAGGUUAAAAAAGUGCCAAAAUGCAAACAUUCAUUUUAUAAGCACUUCAAUAUCACCUACCGACACCUAUUCGGGCAUGACACACGGCAUGGCAAAAAUUUAAUAUUUAAGUUUUGGCACUUUCUUUUAUAAAAUGGUUCAAGUCUGCCACCUCCCCCCCCCCCGGGCUAGUCUCCCGGAUUCCUCAUAUAGUUCCAAUGUUUUAAGUUCGGAUUGUAGAAGAAACACUUACUUAACAGGUAACAUUAAAGACACAACUAUAACUACUAAAUUGAAUAUUCAAUUAAUAUGUACUUUGUACUUAUUAUUAAGUAUUUUGUAGGUACUUAAUACAUACUUAAAAGGUUAACCGUAUCCCACUUACUACAUGAAUUCUCAGUUCUAUAGAUCUAAAUGGACCCAUCACUUCUAAGCUUUGGACUGUGAUAGUAGACAAGAGAGUAUUUUAUACUAAUGAUAAAUGUAUAUUUUUUGGAAAGUCGGUGUUUGUUUUCAAGUGAUAUCGGAAGUAUUGGCUCUCUGUCUCACUAAAAACUUACCUAUUUAAUGUGCGCUUUGUAAAGUGUAAACCUUGUUUCUACGAAUAAAGUUAUAUUAAAAAGGUA
This is a messenger RNA of Cydia splendana, 4788 nucleotides long. RefSeq lists its product as uncharacterized. Bases 256 to 1245 code for a protein of 329 amino acids. The transcript has 3 exons. NCBI's taxonomy places the organism in Eukaryota, Metazoa, Arthropoda, Insecta, Lepidoptera, Tortricidae. The record is from RefSeq and is a predicted model, not a curated record.